AUGGGUAUUGUGAUAGGGGCAAAGUCGCCAUUUGGAUACCCUCUCUGGGGACCAUUCACCAUGAUGGAAGAUCCCUCGAAAUGCUUAGAUGAAUGGAUAAUUAUAGAAAUGUCCAAAUUGAUCAGAUCAAAGAAAGAUUGGAAGAUGAAGUAUAAAAAUGAAACAAUUGCCCAAAAAUGGAAGACUGAAUUAAAGUCUCAAUUCACCUCCAAGACAGCAUCUAUGGAUGAAUUGAUCGAGUAUGUUUUCAAAGAACUUGCCUGGUAUGAAUACAUUGAAAAUAAUUUUAAAGGUGUGAAAGAUUCUGGUUUUGUUAUCGGAUGUGAUGAUAAAAUCGUCUAUAGUGAUACUGCCAUACCUGAAGAUGUCAAGUCUGGAUUGAGGGCUAAUGUAGAAGAGUUUGUAAGUGCCGAGUUUGGCGACAACCUAGAUUAUCACCCUGGCUCCAAUAAUCAAGUGGUGGACCUAGUACAUCCAUCUUUGUAUCCAUUACAGUAUGGAAUAACUCCUAAGAUUGUCCAACUGAAGGGGAAAAGCUACCAGGACCAAGACCCUGAAGAAAAGGUUACAAUUGCCGAAUUUAGUGAUGAUAAAAUUAAGGCACAUGUAGAAGAUUGGGCAGUUUCCAAGAAAUUUCAAUGGUUACCCGCCUUGAUGGUUCGUAGACCAACUCAAGAUUACUUACGUAAAGAGUAUGAAUUUGAAUCAUAUAUAAAUAAUUUGCAUCCUGAGAAAUAUGGCGAGUUGUAUGAAUCUAUUGCAAAGGUGUUCAAUUUAGCACUUCCUGGAUUGAACUUGACGCUAUCUCGACUUGAUACUGGCACUCCGAGACGGAUGCACAUUGAAUGUGAUUCAUUUUAUACAAAAGAAUAUCAAAGCAAGCUUGAUGCAUUAUUCAAAGAAGCCAGUAAUGACGAUUUUGAGAAAGUUGAAGAGUUUCAAUCUACAAGACUCGAUUAUCUUGCACAACAUCCAAUGCAAUAUAAAAUAGAUCACCCUGUGAAUUAUGAUUUUGAUCUACUUGAAUCGUUUCGUGAGUUACAUGUAAUAGUAAAGCUUGCAAACAUCGAAUUGACACCCUCCAACUCAAAAUACAAUGGCGGCACCUGGCAUAUUGAGGGCACCAUUAACGAGGAUAUAGUUGCAACCAUCUUGUACUACUAUGACUCUAACAACAUGACGGAAUCCAGGCUAUCGUUCAAAGGUGCUUUUGAAGAGCCCGACUAUGAACAAGACGAUACACUUGGAUGCGAAGCUAUCUACGGUAUCAAGGAUGGUGAAACAUUGACGAGAAUGAUUGGAGAUGUCGAAUGCAAAGAAGAUAGGGUACUUAUUUUCCCAAAUUGGUUUCAACAUCAUGUAGAGCCAUUCGAAUUGAAGGACAAGUCAAAGAAUGGUCAUAGAAAGAUUCUUUGCAUGUUUGUUUGUGAUCCUCAUAAUGAUAAAAUUGUCAGUACAGUCGAUGUACCUCCUCAACAAAAGAGUUGGUGGGAAGAUUCUACACCAAUGGAACAAAUCUCCAUGGAAAUAAAGGAAAAGAUUCUCAAGAUAAAGGGCGAUAACUGGCCUGUUGAUUUAGAAGAAAGUAAAUCCAUAAGAGAAGAACUCAUGAAGGAACGUUCAAUUUCAUCCAGCGAGGAUGUUGGGGAGAAUCAUCCUUUCCUCCGUGAGUUUUCUUUAUGUGAACAUUAG
[Candida] anglica is the source of this 1692-nucleotide messenger RNA. Lineage: Eukaryota; Fungi; Ascomycota; Pichiomycetes; Serinales; Debaryomycetaceae. The record is from the annotation of a GenBank genome assembly.